This is a messenger RNA of Periconia digitata, 1126 nucleotides long. Lineage: Eukaryota; Fungi; Ascomycota; Dothideomycetes; Pleosporales; Periconiaceae. The record is from the annotation of a GenBank genome assembly.
UAAUAUACUUACAGUGUCUGUGUGUGCGUGGUCAACGGUCAACAGGUCACCCCGUUUAACAGCGAGCGGAACAAGGUGGGGGGAACACGGCUGGCAGGCAAAUAGCGCGUGUGAUGCCGGAAAUAGGUAGUAGCUUGGGGAGAGCUGGAUACCGGUCAAGUCCGCGCGAGGGAGAGAGAGGAGCAGUGAGAGAAAGAAGAGGAAGAGGAAGAUGAAGAGAGAGAGAGAUGAUCUAAAGCAAUUCAGUCACGUCCCCUCGUCGCAAAGCCGCAUUCGUCUUCUCUACACACUCUUGACCUUCGACCACCAUACUACAGAGGUAGUCAUCCACGGCAAUGAUACCAACACCUUUUUCUCUUUCUUUAUUUCAGUUUCCACAAUUUCCAUGAUCUUGAUAUCCAUUUCUUUCCCCUUUUUCAUCGGUUCAUGUUGCCCCCUGCCUCCGUCAUGUCACCAGAUACCCAAACCAACAAAUCCAUUCUGCCAGACUUUCAUUGACUACGGCACCUCCUUUCUCUUUUCUCUUUUCAAUACUUUUUUUCUUCUUCUACGCUUGCAUAUCCAUCAGUUCAACGUACUUACUCUUGUACCCUUGCAUCGCUGCACACUGCCAUCAUACGCGCCAAUUGAUGCAUACCGGGUUCUCGUACAUCCCUCUCGGCCAUCAUCUGCAGUCCCAGAGGAACAAGGAAGGAAGUCACGCGCGCUUCCUUUUCAGCCCCCGCUUCCGUUGCUGACAUGUCUUAUUCGCUGCUCGUCCCGAUUCCGACAACUCUAUUCUAUCCUUUUUUUUUCUCUCUUCACAACAACUUAUCCUCGCCCCCCGUCGUUCACAGCACAAAAGGCCAUUGAUCGAGCAAGAGUGAUUUUUUUUUUCAUCUUGCCAAACGUUGACCAUCGAAGCCCACCGAAUCACAGUGUUGAUUUGACAAUUCUGAUUCAUUCUUUGUUUGUUCAUUACUCAAAAGUCUUACACGUCUUUCGACUACUGUUCGCGUACCAAGCCGCCAGAGACCCGCAAAGCCAUGGCGCCAAGCCCAUCGUUCCGCGACGCCUUGGAACCUGGCGACGAAUCGUCCCUCGCUCCAGCCCACCGCUUCACAAGAAAAACAUGUUGCGCUGGUGA